Monoraphidium neglectum is the source of this 2169-nucleotide messenger RNA. RefSeq names its product aurora kinase, other. NCBI's taxonomy places the organism in Eukaryota, Viridiplantae, Chlorophyta, Chlorophyceae, Sphaeropleales, Selenastraceae. Gene Ontology annotation, biological process: regulation of cytokinesis; protein phosphorylation; mitotic spindle organization. The coding region runs from base 1 to 2169 and encodes 722 amino acids. The record is from RefSeq and is a predicted model, not a curated record. Gene Ontology annotation, molecular function: ATP binding; protein kinase activity. Gene Ontology annotation, cellular component: chromosome passenger complex; spindle midzone; spindle microtubule. The transcript is spliced from 9 exons.
AUGGAAGGCUGCCUCUCGCCUCGAAUGGAGGCCGAGGUUGCGCCAGGCAUGGCGUCGGCGGCCACCGACGCGCCUGGCGCGUCGGUCCUGCGGAAGGUGCAGGUGGCUGGCUUGCUCAGCAAGUUUCGGGAUUCUAACAUGGCCAAGAAGGCAGCCGACAUGAUAGGCCCCAUGCUCAGCGCCAGCUCCAGCCCCCGCAGUGGCCGCAGCUUUUCAGGCGACGGCGCAUCGCCGUUUGCCGGGCCAGACGGCGCGGCCGUGGCCGCGGCAGCAGCGGCUGCGCAGCAGGCCGCCUGCAGCACCAGCUCCGAUGGCAGCAGCCUGCAAUGCGAGUCGCCCCUUUCCAUGCAGGGAUCCGCCCUGUCAAUUGCCUCUCAGCAGCAGCUGCUGCUGCGGGAGCAGUCCGCAACGCAGCUGCCCCAGCAUGAGCAGCAGCAACAGCAGCAGCAGCAGCAGCAGCAGCAGCAGCAGCAGCAGCAGCAGGCGGCCGCAGCCCCGCAGCAAGUAGCCCAGGCAGGAAGCAGCCCAUACAGCUCCCUGUCUGCGGCAAAGAAGACCAUCGGGAAGCUCUUUGGCGGCGGCGGCAGCGGCGGCGGCCAGACGGUCGCCAGCGCUAGCCCCAACAGCAACGGCCUCAUCGCCGCAUUCCGCGCCAUCAUGCCAAAGACCAGCAACACAUCCAGCGGGUCCGGCAGCACUGAGAGCAACGGCGGCGGCAGCGGCGCAGGGCAGCAGCAGCAGCAGCAGCAGCAGCAGCAGCAGCAGCAGCAGCAGCAGCAGCAGCAGCAGCAGCAGCAGCAGCAGCAGCAGCAGCAGCCCUCGUACGCGCCGCCACCGCUCAGCCCCGGGCGUAAGAGCACUCUGCUGGCCAUCUGCCCGCACCUGCCGCCGUCAAUGCAGCGGUCUGAGUGGUGCCUGGAUGACUACAUUGUGAUGGACAAGCUCUACACUGGUUACGCCUCUGUGGUGUACAAGGGCAUCUGCAAGCGCAGCAAGGAGACCGUGGUGCUGAAAAGCUACACGCUCAGCGCCAUCUGCGAGCUGUACCAGCACCAGAUCUACAGGGAGGUGCGCCUGCACAGCAGCCUGCAGCACGAGAACAUCGUCAAGCUCUACGCUGCAUUCAAGGAGGGCGACCGCGUGGUGAUGGUGCAGGAGUAUGCCGACGGCGGCGACCUGUUCAGCCUGCUGCAGAAGUACGGGGGGCGCCUGGGCGAGAAGGUGGCGGUGCAGAUGGUGCUGGACCCCUUCCUGCGCGUGCUGCAGUACCUGCACACGCGCUGCAUCGUGCAUCGCGACAUCAAGCCAGAGAACAUCCUGUUCACCAAGGGCAGCAUGUGCCUGAAGCUGGCGGACUUUGGCCUGGCAAUAGACCUCAGGGAGGAGCGCGCAGUCACACGCGCCGGCACCCUAGACUACAUGGCUCCCGAAAUCCUGAACUGCCCCUACAAGAGCAAGCCUGACGAGAACAAGGAGAAGGAGCACCUUAGCUACGGCAACACGGUGGACAGCUGGGCGGUGGGCGUGCUGACGUACGAGCUGCUGGUGGGCUGCCCGCCGUUCUACGACCACAGCCGCACCAACACCGAGACGCGCAUCAAGAGCAGCGUCCCCGCGUUCCCCGCCGUCAUCACCGAGGGGGCGCGCAACUUCAUUUGCGAGGCUCUCUGCAAGGACCCGAUCGCGCGUCCCACCUGCCUCGAUAUGGUGCACCACCCCUGGAUCGAGCUCUUCCGCGCGCGCCGCUCCAUGCGCUUCCUGAACGCCUCGCCCGCCGCCAUCGUCGCCGGCGCCGCCGCGGCGGCCGCGUCGCCGCCGGCGGCGCGCGACGAGAACGCAGCGCUCGCGGCGGCGCCUGUGUCGGCGCGCGCGUUUGGGGAGGCCGCGCCGAAGGCGCCCAAGGCGAUGCUGCACGCGCUGACUCAGAAGCAGCUCGGUCAGGCAUGCUCCCUGCAGCGCAUCGAGGACAUGCUGUCCGAGGAUAGCGUGCGGUCCGCGGCCAGCUCGCCCUGCCUCGGGUCCCGCGACGCGAUCGCCAGCAUCGGGCAGCUCGCGGCGGCGGCGGGCGGCCACGGGAAGAUAACCGCCCUGGGGCAGCUCUCGCGCAUGGCGGGCGACGGGAAGGCGGCCGGGCAGGCGGCCGCCCCAGCUGGAUCGGAGGAUGCCUGA